AUCACUGCCGGUCGAUGCCUGCGUGCAUCCCUUAGGCUGCCUCAGAGUUCAGACAUCUUGACUCUGAAGUGCCUUUUGCUGCCCCUUGGAGCCAGUGGAGACCUGAGAGAUUUUGAAGAACUUCUCUGUAAACUUUCAAAACACUAACAGCUCAAGUGAGCAAGGAAGUCAGUCUUUGUGUGGACCGGAAACAGGGAGUGGCUUUAGAUGCCUCCUCACUGGCAAGGGCAGCAUCUGCACUGCAACAGGCUAGUCCUCGCACUCAGCAUCCCUCUCCGUACCGCCUUGUCCUACCUUUUUUAUGAUGGCCAGGAUGAGAUGUCUGCUACUGCUGGGGCUGUUUCUGAGGGUGGCAGUCUGCAGUGUAAGCAACACAACCCAGUGUGAUAAGGAUGAGUUCAAACAUGAGCACCUCUGCUGCCAAUACUGUUCUGCUGGCACUUACCUCAUUAAUCCAUGCCAGAAGAACCAUGGUACGAGUGAAUGUGCCCCAUGUGAUUCUAAACACUUCAUAGAUCACAAAAACAGAGAACCCGAGUGCUUUCCCUGCUCUGUGUGCCGGGACGACCAAGAGGAAGUGGCCACAUGUUCCAGUACGACUGAUCGUAAGUGCCAGUGUAAGCAGGGCACCUACUGUGACUCCGAAAACUGUUUGGAGAAGUGCCAUACAUGCAGCAGCUGUCCUGACAGCAAAGUUAUCAGGAAGUGCAAUGCCACAACGGACACGGUGUGUGACACAUUUGACUCAAAGCCAGUACUGUCAGGGCACCCACAUUUCUGCUUCCCUGAGUCUCUGAAUAAUGUGGUUAUCACAGCUGCUGUCAUCACCGUCAUAGCUGCUGUCAUCGCCGUCAUAGCUGCUGUCAUCACCGUCAUUCGCAAGAUCAUUUGCCAUUAUCGUAAAAAAGACAAAGGAGCCCAAAAUAGUGUCACCGGCGUCAACUCAGCCUCCACUGAGCUAUGAAGUUCUGGAAAGUAAGAAGACAGCACUCCAGAAGCUCACAGCAUUUAAGGAAGUUGAGAUGUCUUGAGUGUGGAUGUUGAGGAAGCAAUGGACAAUGGCAAGCUCAACACUAUUGUUUCUGAACUAGAAACUGAUCUUGCAGGAAUGUAUUUGCAAACUGUGACAAUUUAGCUGCUAAAGCUUCACCUUCAAACUCGAGUCAAGUGUCCUUUGGGACAGGAAUGGAACAUUCCAAACAGCCCAGCUUCAUUUGGUGCGGACACUCAUCCAUGGCAUGCUCUACGGACCCCGAUGUGAUGUGCCUUUCUCUCUUGGGAAGCUCAGCAGCUCUGUGUGCAGCCAGAGGGCUUCCCUCCUUGAAGCCUGUCAUGGCUGGCCUCAGAGACAGGAGGUUUUGUGCUGUAAACUUGUAAGCUAGAGCCAGUUUAGGCUCAUGGUGCUCAGAAUGUCUUCCUAGAAGCCAAGGAUGGAAGGACCCAAAAAUGGUUUCCUUUGUGCCCACAUCAGGGUGUGGCCCAGACAAGGUGCUUUGUUGUAUAUAUAAACUCAUAACAUAGACCCCUGGCAGGCCAGCCUGAGCAACUGUGGAUUUUGUCACACCAGGUACUGGGAAUAGUGUCUGUAUUUUAGGCUCUCCACCCCCCAGGUAUCUAAGAACUAGCCUUAGUCUUUAUUCCUUUCAAACUUCAGUGAACAGGUGUAGGUGUGAAUGAGAAUUUCUCAGAAGAAGCUAUGUCUACAUAGGUUAAUCAAUUAAUUAAUUUAUUUUUUUAUUUUUAUUUUUAUUUUUUAUUUUUUUUUUUUUGAGAUAGGGUUUCUAUGUGUAGCCUUGGCUGUCCUGGAUCUCCCUUUGUAGACCAGGCUGGUCUGGAGCUCACAGAGACCCACCUGCCUCUACCUCCUGAGUGCUGGGAUUAAAAGCAUAUGCCAUCACUUCCUGGCUUAUAAUUUUAAUGAUACAGGGAGGCUUGACUUAGGCUGUUCCAACCUAGAACAUAGCAAUGUCUUGCCUCCCGCUGGGUCAGAACUAACAUCCUGUAUAGGGCACAAGGUCCUUGUGCUCACAGAGAAGUACAUCAGAAACCAGGAAUGUUAAUAAACACACAGGGUUGUCUUCUCAACAGGGAAGCUGUAGAUGUGUUUUCCACCCAGAUGUCUGGGGAUGGAUGUAGCUAACAUCCUGAUGAUCCGUGCUAUCUAUAGACCCAGGUCACACUUGAAUCUCCCAGAUUAUGUCUUUGUUUAUCCCAGACUCUUCCUCCAUAGGCAUUUUUCUUGAGCAUUGUUGCUCAAUAAAUCCCGUCCUUACAGGAAAUGUCACUUGUACAUUGCAACAACCCAGGGGACCUCUGUGCUAUCUGUAGGGCCAGGCCACUCCUGCUUGCCACAGAUUUUUGUGUGUUCAUCCCUGACUCUUUCUCCUAGACUUGUAUCUCCAGCCUUGUUUGUGAAUAAAUAGACCUCUGCCUCUGUCAGACCUAUCUUGUUUUGGUUGGUUGGUCGAUUGGUUGGUUUUUUUUUGGUGACGCCCUGGAUGUCCUGGAAAUCACUCUGUAGACCAGGCUGGCCUCAAAUUCAGAAAUCCGCCUGUCUCUGCCUCCUGAGUGCUGGGAUUGAAGGCAUGCAUCGCCAUGCCGAGCUAACAAAACACAUCUUUAUGGAAGAGGCCGUAAGUUCUUUGUAAAGUGUGUCAAUGUAAACACAUCUUUAGUUUUAUAGUACAUGAGCAAUAGAACUAAUUAUCAUCAAAAAGCUUUUCCCAAAAAAUUAUGCUGUGCCUAAAUACAGCUAAAGUAAACUGCUGGAGUCAGACUCUAGAACUUUGAACUAGCACAGACUAAGUUAUGUUGAACUGGAUUUCCUGCCUCAAGUGGAUCAUUACACUGGCAGCCUUAGUGUUUGUAUAGAUCCCCAAACAUCCUGACAACAGAUAGAAACAACAAACCAACCAACACUAUAGAACUACUCACUUGGUAAAGCUCUAUUCUCCACCAGUCCAAGUGCUGUGAAUGGUGUCAUAGCUCAGGUUAUCACUGUGCUGGUCUGUGUCUGAUGUGACACUUACCUCUUCCACUGGUAUAUCUGAAGAAUGCCUUACUUUAUAACUUUUUGUUCUGUUCUACCAAACUCCACGGAGCCAUGAGAUUGAGGUACAUAAACCUAUGUUUCUAGGACCACGGUCACUCAAAUUUGGGUAUGGAAUAAAGAAUUUCUAAUUCCCUUUGAAAGCUGUGCUUUUGCCUCUACUUCAGGACUAGGGAUGAUGACAAUCCCUAAGACCUGCUUAUGUGCUUUGAGCUUUUUGAAAUAUUCCUGUUCCCAAGGCGGUGCGUCUGCCCAACGUUGUACAAUAUCACAAUAUGUGCUUUGAUCAUUUCCUUUUUCUUUACAUAAUACAAUUGUUAACUCUUUAAAUUAAAAAAUAUUUUACUUGAUAUGUA
This is a messenger RNA of Apodemus sylvaticus (European woodmouse), 3405 nucleotides long. Its product is annotated as tumor necrosis factor receptor superfamily member 26-like. Lineage: Eukaryota; Metazoa; Chordata; Mammalia; Rodentia; Muridae. The transcript has 8 exons. Gene Ontology annotation, molecular function: protein binding. Bases 302 to 964 code for a protein of 220 amino acids. The record is from RefSeq and is a predicted model, not a curated record.